AUAAGGGGAGGUACUUCUGGUAACAGCUCUGCCUCUUCUUCCUGAUUUCAGGACAAUAAUAACUGUGCAACAGCCAUACAAUCAGCCAGGCCUUGUCAGGCAGAGUACAUUCGUUCAGGUUGUUCUUCUACUCUAACAGACACAAACAUUCUACAGGAGCAGGCAAGAUGUCUGUGACCAUGACCAAGGCCGAUGGGAUCACGGUGUUCACUGUGACCUCUGACCCUCAAAGUGUUUAUCCUCCUCUGUGUCAAAUCCUCAAAAGCCUUUGCUACAGCCCUGUGUGCUGCUCUGUGUCUCAGCACCUGAGAAGGGUCCAGAGAACUUCUCAGUCAGUACUGGGGGCUCUGCACAUUAUGGUUGGGUUGCUCAACAUCUGCCUUGGAACGAUACUCUUUUGCAGUCUAAGUGGCUAUUGGUAUGGUCCAUUGGAUCCACCCGGAUUUCCUUGUUGGCUUGGAGGAUUGUUUAUUUUGUUUGGCUCCAUUGGCAUUUUGUCUGAGAAGUACCCCAGUCCAUGUCUGGUCAUCGUCAAUGUGAUCCUGAAUCUAGCAGGAGUUGCUUUUGCCUUUACAGGCAUCGUACUCUCCAGCAUAGGUAUGGCAACCAUUUACAUGUGGUGGAUGUGUAACAAUUACGACGAUAAUUACUAUUCAGGCUACAGCAGACAGACUACAACUCCUACUCCUGGGAAGGACAUCAUGAGGGAGAAAUGCUUGGAGGGCAAAGAACUGGCUCUGAUGCUUUUGAGAAGCAUGUAUGCUGUGCUGAUUGUCCUGUCAGCCCUGGAGCUCUGCCUCGCCAUCAGCUCUGCCGUCAUGGCGAUCAAGGCUCUAAAGAGCAGUGAGAAGGGAGAAAAGGAGAAGACUGGUGACCCAGAACUCUACAAAACACUGCUGGAGGAAGUCACCUGUAACCCCACAGUCUGAAUGAAAAUGUAAUAUAUGUAAUGUCAAUGAUUUAGUCAAAUUCAGGUGGUAUGUUUAAAAAUACUUGCACUUAUAUUUUGAUGAUGAGUAUGAUUUUCAAUCGAAUAAUGUGCCUUACGGUCAGCUUGUGUAGGUAAAAGGGAGAUUCAUGAAUGUGAGUGUGUGACAUUGAUGGACAGAUACGUUUUUUGUUUGCUAUUUUACAAUAUUAAGUCAUGUUAAAAAAAAAUUCAUCAAAAUUGUUGACGUUUUGUUGUUUGUGCUUCUGCUGUGUACUUUAUAAUAAACCUUAAAGCCUGACACGAAAAUUGAAUCAGUUUAA
Messenger RNA from Sander lucioperca (pikeperch), 1251 nucleotides. Its product is annotated as high affinity immunoglobulin epsilon receptor subunit beta-like. The coding region runs from base 168 to 929 and encodes 253 amino acids. Gene Ontology annotation, cellular component: membrane. The transcript has 7 exons. Lineage: Eukaryota; Metazoa; Chordata; Actinopteri; Perciformes; Percidae. The record is from RefSeq and is a predicted model, not a curated record.